UUAAUAACUGUCUCUGAGAUCAUGUUACCCAGUACAGACCACAGACAGACGCUUCAAUCACCUGUUAUGCUCUUAGUCAGCCAAACAUUUAACUUUUUUAUUUAAACACAGACAGGCCGACUGAUUUCUGAGGUUUGUGCUAAAAUCUGAGGAGCCAGAAUGUCAAAUGUCACCUAUCACAUUUCCAACCUGUUGGAAAAAAUGACUUCGACUGACAAAGACUUUCGGUUUAUGGCCACCAACGAUCUAAUGAUGGAACUACAGAAGGAUUCGAUAAAACUGGAUGAAGACAGUGAAAGAAAAGUGGUCAGCAUGCUUCUGAAACUUCUAGAGGACAAAAACGGAGAAGUUCAGAACCUAGCUGUGAAAUGUCUGGGUCCACUUGUAAGCAAGGUGAAGGAAUACCAGGUGGAGACGAUGGUGGACACGCUGUGCUCAAACAUGGUGUCGGACAAAGAGCAGCUACGUGACAUCUCCAGCAUGGGGCUGAAGACUGUAAUCGCAGAGCUUCCACCACCAUCUGCAGGUUCAGGUCUGACCGCUAACGUCUGUAGAAAGAUCGCGGCUCAGUUGAUCAGCGCCAUGGCUAAACAGGAUGACGUGUCAGUGCAACUGGAAGCUCUGGAUAUUCUUUCCGAUAUGCUGGGAAGGCUGAGCAGCACACUGGUCAGCUUUCACCAGUCCAUUCUGACCAGUCUUCUACCCCAACUGACCAGUCCUCGUAUGGCGGUUAGAAAACGUGCCAUCAUGGCGCUCGGUCACCUGGUGCCCAGCUGCAGUCCUGCCAUCUUCACCCAGCUCUCUCAGCACGUCAUCGGGGAACUGACCCGAGGAUCACCCGCUGCUAACACACGUACCUACAUCCAGUGCCUGACCACCAUCAGCCGGCACGGUGGGCACCGAGUCGGUGAGCACCUGGAGAAGAUCAUCCCAACGCUGGUAAAGUUCUGUAACGUGGACGAUGAUGAGUUAAGAGAGAACUGCUUUCAGGCGUUUGAAGCUUUCGUUCGUAGGUGUCCUAAGGAAAUAUCGCCUCACAUCCCUACAGUGAUUAAAAUGUGCCUGAAGUACAUCACCUACGACCCGAACUACAACUACCAAGCAGAAGACGACCAGGAGGACGCCAUGGACAUUGAAAAUGGAGAGGAUCAGGACCAGGAGUCGGAUGACGAAUACAGCGACGAUGACGACAUGAGCUGGAAGGUAAGGCGCUCGUCUGUGAAGUGUCUAGAGGCGGUGAUCAGUACCCGGAGAGACCUGCUGGUGGAGCUCUAUGGGUCCGUGUGCCCAUCUUUAGUGGGACGCUUCAAAGAACGCGAGGAGAACGUCAGAUCAGACAUUUUCUUGGCUUUUGUGGCAUUACUGCGGCAAACUAAACCGCCUCAUGGGGCCGCAUUAGAUACUGGAGCUAAAGAGGACCCUGCAGUUACCCUCCUGAAGAAACAGGUCCCCACAGUAAUCAAGGCCUUGCACAAACAGCUGAAAGAGAAAAGCAUGAAGUCCAGACAAGGCUGUUUCAAUAUACUGACGGAAAUGGCUAUUGUGCUUCCUGGGGCAUUGGGGGAGCACAUUCCUGCCCUCAUUCCUGGCAUUGUCUACUCCCUGACUGACAAGUCUACCUCUUCAAACAUGAAGAUCGAUGCUCUCUCCUUUCUCCAUGUCCUCUUGACAAGCCACACCCCAGAGAUCUUUCACCCCCACAUUAAGGUCAUCCUGCCACCGGUGAUUCACUGUGUUGAAGAUCCUUUCUACAAAAUCACAUCUGAGGCCCUUCAGGUGACCCAGCAAAUGGUCAAGAUGAUGCGGCCCUUAGAUAGACCCUCGACCUUUGAUGCAAAGCCUUAUGUAAAAGAUGUCUAUGCUUGCACCUUGAAGAGGUUAAAGGCAGCAGACAUCGACCAGGAGGUAAAGGAGCGGGCCAUUUCCUGCAUGGCGCACAUUGUCAGUCACUUGGGUGACCAGUUGGGUGGAGACCUUCAGUCCACCUUGCAAAUCUUCCUGGAAAGGCUGAAGAAUGAAAUUACCAGGCUCACAGCCGUGAAGGCUUUGUCCAUAGUGGCAACAUCUUCACUUAAAAUAGACCUUAAAUCAAUCUUGACUGAAGGGAUCCCGAUUCUUGCAUCGUUCUUACGAAAGAACCAGCGAGCCCUCAGGCUGAACACGCUAACAGCCCUGAACAUAAUCGUCACAAACUACAGCGACAGUUUCAAGCCUGCCAUGAUCGAGUCUGUGUUGAAUGAGGUUCCUGCUUUAAUUCAGGAAAGUGAUAUGCAUGUAUCUCAGGUGGCCAUCAUGCUUCUGACAUGUAUGAGCAAGGUUUGCCCAAACUCUUUAUCAAAGAUUGGAGGCACGGUCUUGCCUGAAGUGCUCCAUCUGGUCCAUUCUCCAUUAUUGCAAGGAGGGGCCCUCAGCUCCAUUGUUGAGUUCCUUCAAGCCAUCGUUUUGACCAGGAGCAGCAAUACUGGGUACAGUGACCUUAUGAAGUCUUUGACUAGUCCUUUCUAUAAGGCUAAAUCAGCCGAGUCUAUGCCAUUGCACAAACAAUCCUAUUACUCAGUGGCAAAAUGUGUAGCGGCACUAUCCUCUGUUUGUCCCAAGGAAGCUUCUGGAACCAUCACUAACCUCAUCCAGGAGGUGAAAAAUCAGAAGACUUCAGAAUCCAUAAGGAUCCUGUCAUUCCUUUGCCUGGGAGAAUUGGGGCGUUCAAUGAACCUGGGAGCUCACAAGGAACUGAAGACAGUCAUCAUGAACGCCUUUAGUUCCCCUAAUGAAGAGGUGAAGUCUGCAGCAUCUAGUGCCCUGGGCAACAUCUGCGUAGGAAAUCUUGAAGACUACUUACCAUUUCUGUUGAAGGAGAUUGGUGGUCAGCCUAAGAGACAGUACCUGCUUCUUCAUUCCCUUAAAGAAGUGAUCAGUACUUUGCCAGCUACGAGUCUCAAGCCUCAUGUGGAAAACAUUUGGACUCUGCUGUUUAAGAACUGCGAGUGCCCAGAAGAGGGUACCCGUAAUGUCGUGGCAGAGUGUCUGGGCAAACUGACACUGGUCAACCCAACGGAUUUUCUGGCCAGGCUUAAGAAGCAGUUAUCCACAGGGUCCCCUCUUGCCCGCAGUACUGUAGUGACAGCCAUAAAAUUCACCAUUGUAGACCACCCCACGUCCAUCGAUUCACUUCUUAAAGAAUGCAUAGGUGACUUCCUGAAGACCAUUCAGGAUGCAGACCUCAACGUGCGGCGUGUUGCCUUGGUGAUGUUCAAUUCGGCCGCCCACAACAAGCCUGGUCUGAUCCGCGGUCUCCUGACCACCGUCCUUCCAAACCUGUACAAGGAAACCCAGAUCAGGAAAGAGCUCAUUCGAGAGGUAGAGAUGGGUCCCUUUAAGCACACAGUGGAUGAUGGGCUAGAUGUGCGUAAAGCAGCUUUUGAAUGCAUGUACACACUGCUGGAUAACUGUCUGGAAUGCCUGGAUAUCUUUGAGUUCCUCAACCACGUGGAAGAAGGUUUAAAAGACCAUUAUGACAUCAGGAUGUUAACUUUUAUCAUGCUAGCAAGACUAGCCACUUUGUGUCCAGCUGCCGUGGUCCAGAGGUUAGAUCGACUAGUGGAGCCCCUCAGAGCCACGUGUACUACAAAGGUAAAGGCCGGCUCGGUGAAACAAGAGUUUGAGAAGCAGGAGGAGCUGAGGCGUUCGGCUAUGCGUGCAGUCGCUGCUCUAUUAUCCAUCAGCGAUGUGGAGAAAAGCCCCGUGAUGGCCGACUUCGCCACCCAAAUUAGAACCAACGCAGAGAUGGCCGUGAUCUUUGAAAGCGUUCAGGGAGAACCCAUGUCGGGAGCUGUGGAGGCUAUGGACACUAGUUAAGACUUUCACCUCAGUGUGCUCUACAAUGCGUGUGAUUUAGAAUUACAGUGGACUUGUGAAUAAGGAUGUACUGAUGUAGUUCUGAUUAUUUUAAUAUUAAACAAGAGUGAAUUUGCACUAUCAAUUAACAAAA
Messenger RNA from Trichomycterus rosablanca, 3988 nucleotides. RefSeq names its product cullin-associated and neddylation-dissociated 2 (putative) (gene cand2). Gene Ontology annotation, cellular component: nucleus. The coding region runs from base 160 to 3855 and encodes 1231 amino acids. Gene Ontology annotation, biological process: SCF complex assembly; protein ubiquitination. The transcript has 15 exons. The record is from RefSeq and is a predicted model, not a curated record. Lineage: Eukaryota; Metazoa; Chordata; Actinopteri; Siluriformes; Trichomycteridae.